AUGGCCACUCCGGGCCCGGGCCGGCAGCCCUACGGCGGCCUGGUGGGCCGACCUGCGCGCGGUGGGGACUACAGCCAAGACCUGCACCUGAAGAUGAGCAAGAAGAUCGCGCAGCUCACCAAGGUCAUAUAUGCUUUGAACACUAAAAAUGAUGAGCAUGAAUCUGCUGUUCAAACACUUAAGGAUGCACAUGAAGAAGAAAUCCAACAGAUUCUUGCAGAGACCAGAGAAAAAAUACUGCAGUAUAAGAGCAAAGUUACAGAGGAGUCAGACCUUAAGAGAAGGAUUCAGGUUUUGGAAGCGUCAUUAGAAGACCACAUAAAAAUGAAGCAGCAGGCGUUGGCAGAAUUUGAAGCCUAUAAACACAGAGUUGAGGACAUGCAACUGUGUGCAGAAGCCCAACAUGUCCAGCGUGUAGUAACCAUGUCCAGAGAGGUAGAAGAGAUUAGAAGGAAAUUCGAUGAGAGAUUACGGAGCUUUGGACAGCUGCAAGUCCAGUUCGAGAAAGACAAGCAGUCAGCGCUAGAAGCAUUGCAGAUUGCUCACAAGCAGGAAGUACAAGAGCUGUUGGAGGCACAGCAGGACCACAGUACAGUGGUGAGUCAGAGCCAGGAGCAGGCCCAGGAGCGGCACAGGCUGGAGGUGGAGGCCUUGAACAAGACACUUGAAGAGCUGCAGCUGGAAAAGCAAAAGCUAAUUGAGGAGUAUGAGGGCAGGUUGGGUAAAGCUCAGUCCUUCUAUGAGCGGGAGCUGGACACUUUGAAGAGGUCACAGCUUUUUACGGCUGAAAGCCUGCAGGCCAGCAGAGAGAAGGAAGCUGAUCUCCGCAAAGAAUUUCAGGGACAAGAAGCAAUUUUACGAAAAACCAUAGGAAAAUUGAAGACAGAGUUACAGAUGGUACAGGAUGAAGCCAGUAGUCUUCUUGACAAAUGCCAAAAGCUGCAGGUGGCACUUGCCACUGCUGAAAGCAACAUGCAGGUUCUUCAGAAACAGCUUGAUGUUGCCAAGGAGGGUGAAAUGGCCUUACUAAGCAAGCACAAAGAAGUGGAAAGUGAGCUAGCAGCUGCCCGUGAACGUUUACAGCAGCAAGCUUCGGAUCUUGUCCUCAAAGCCAGUCAUAUUGGAAUGCUUCAAGCAACUCAAAUGACCCAGGAGAUUACAAUUAAAGAUUUGGAAUCAGAGAAAUCAAGAGCCAAUGAGAGAUUAUCUCAACUUGAAGAGGAGAGAGCUUUUUUGCAAAGCAGAACUCAGAGUCUGGAUAAAGAGCAGAAGCAGCACAUUCUGGAAUUGGAAAAGAAAGUAAAUGAAGCAAAGAGAACUCAACAAGAAUACUAUGAAAUGGAGCUUAAAAACUUGCAAAAUAGAUUGGAAGUAGAAGUAGCUAAGUUAAAUGAGGCCCAUUCUAAGACUUUAGAAGAAUUAGCCUGGAAGCACCAUAUGGCAAUUGAGGCUGUCCACAGCAAUGCAAGUAGAGAUAAGAAAAAACUACAAAUGGAAUUGGAAGAACAAUAUAACAAAGAGAAACUAAGCCUGGAAGAGGACAAACAUCAACUUCAGCUAGAACUAGAGAACCUGAAGGAAGAACUGGAAAGCAAGCUGGAGUCAGCCAAUCAAGAGAUUGGCCGCCUCCAGAAUCUGGUAAGGAAAAGUGAACAAGGGCUUGGCUCUGCUGAGGGACUCAUUGCUAGUCUUCAAGACUCCCAAAACAGGCUUCAGAGUGAGCUUGAUGUGACGAAAAGCAGGCUAAAGGAGACCAAAGACACACUGGUAAAUGUUGAGGCUGUGCUAGAACAUGAGAGGCACCAGCAUGAAGCAGAGCUUGCUGCUGUGAAGAAGGAGGAAAAGCUCAGGGUGGACAGGAUGGCCCAUGACUUGGAGAUAAAAUGGACUGAAAAUCUUAGACAAGAAUGUUCUAAGAUUCACCAAGAGCUAAGGCUUCAACAUGAAGAGGAUAAGAAAUCAGCAAUGUCUCAGCUGCUGGAGCUGAAAGAGAGAGAGAAAAGUGCAGCCAGGGAUUCCUGGCAGAAGAAAGUUGAAGAUCUCUUAAACCAGAUCUCCCUGUUGAAACAGAACCUGGAACUGCAGCUGUCCCAGUCACAGACAUCUUUGCAACAGCUGCAAGCCCAGUUUACACAAGAGCGCCAGCGACUCACACAGGAGCUAGAGGAAUUAGAGGAACAACAUCAACAAAGACAGAAAUCCUUAAAAGCAGCGCAUGUCCUCGCAUUUCAAACCAUGGAAGAAGAAAAGGAAAAGGAACAAAGAGCCCUUGAAAAUCACUUACAACAGAAGCACUCUGCAGAGCUUCAAUCGCUAAAAGAUGCACACCGAGAGUCCAUGGAGGGCUUCCGCAUAGAAAUGGAGCAGGAACUUCAGACCCUUCGGUUUGAAUUAGAAGAUGAAGGAAAAGCUAUGCUUGCUUCCCUACGCUCAGAACUAAACCACCAGCAUGCAGCUGCCAUUGAGUUGUUAAGGCACAACCACCACCAAGAACUGGCAGCUGCUAAAAUGGAGUUGGAGAGAAGCAUAGAUAUCAGUAGAAGGCAGAGUAAGGAGCACAUGUGUAGAAUAACAGAUUUGCAAGAGGAAUUAAGGCACAGAGAACACCACAUCUCCGAUUUGGAUAAAGAGGUGCAGCACCUUAAUGAGAACAUAAGUGCCCUAACAAAAGAACUGGAGCUUAAGGGAAAUGAAAUUCUCAGAGUCCGAAGUGAAUCUAACCAACAGAUGAGGUUGCAUGAACAAGAUUUAAACAAGAGACUUGAGAAAGAGCUGGAUGUCAUAACAGCAGACCACCUCAGAGAGAAAAAUGUCAUGCGGGCAGAUUUUAAUAAGACUAAUGAGCUACUCAAGGAAAUAAAUGCAGCUUUACAAGUGUCACUAGAAGAAAUGGAAGAAAAAUACCUAAUGAGAGAAUCAAAACCAGAAGAUAUACAAAUGAUUACAGAACUAAAAGCCAUGCUUACAGAAAGAGACCAGGUCAUAAAGAAACUAAUUGAGGAUAAUAAAUUUUAUCAGCUGGAAUUAGUCAAUCGAGAAACUAACUUCAACAAAAUAUUUAACACAAGUCCUACUGUUGGUGUUAUUAAUCCAUUGGCUAAGCCAAAGAAGAAGAAUGAUAAGUCACCAACAAACAGGUUUGUGAGUGUUCCCAAUCUAAGUGCUCUGGAAUCCGGUGGAGUGGGCAAUGGACAUCCUACCCGCCUGGAUCCCAUUCCUAACUCUCCAGUCCACGAUAUAGAGUUCAACAGCAGCAAGCCACUUCCUCAUCCAGUGCCACCUAAAGAGCCCAAGACAUUUUUGAGUCCUCCUCAGAGUGAAGCUUCCCCAGUGGCCUCCCCAGACCCUCAGCGCCAGGAGUGGCUUGCUCGGUACUUCACAUUCUGAAAGAAUUGUUUUGGCACAGCUCUGUAUGGACCAUUACUAAGAGCAUGACUCAAUGCAAUCAUUAUGUAAACCUGCUUUCCUAUGUCAAGCACUGUGAAUGAGAAAGCAUUUGUCUCUCCAGUGUGCAAAUACAUUGCAUUUCCUGUGGUAUUUGUUGGAAUCACUCUAUAAGGUACUCUAUUAUGUGUGUAAUUGUAAGUUAUUUUUACUUGAGAUGGAAGUCUUUAAUCUUUGUAAUUACUGCAUAAUAAAUUUUAGUAGAACAA
Molecule: messenger RNA, 3653 nt
Organism: Jaculus jaculus (lesser Egyptian jerboa)
Lineage: Eukaryota; Metazoa; Chordata; Mammalia; Rodentia; Dipodidae
Gene: Fam184a
Product: family with sequence similarity 184 member A
Exons: 18
Coding region: 1-3387 (1128 amino acids)
Source: RefSeq, a predicted model, not a curated record